AUGACAAUAAGUAAAAAAGAUUUUAUUAAAUUUAUUCAUGUUUCCUUAACAAUAUAUUAUGGUUCUCUAUUAUCUAUUGCUUUUCAUCUGCUCAUAGAUGGUGUAUUACAAACAUUUAUAGAGAAACAUGAUGAUACUGCUGAAUAUUAUCCAAUACGUACUAUAUUGUAUGGUUUAUUUGAAAUUAUUGUUUUAUGUUUUUUAAUUUAUGCUACAUGGAAAAAUCUACCAUUAUUACUCAUUUUAGCCAUCCUAUUUCUUAUUCUUCUAUCAAUUGUUAUUGCCACAAUGGAAAUAAUAUUUACUAUUUUAUACCAUACAGCACCUGACAUUCGAACAACAGAUAUCCAGUAUUAUUUACUUACCCAUAAAGUUAUUCGAUUAAGUGUACAGUUACUUUUUAAUUUAUUUUCAAUAUUAGCAACACUCUUUUUAUAUUAUCAUAGUAAAAGACCAAAUAAGGAACAAAAAGAUUUAAUUAUAGCAAAAAAUUCUGUUACUCAUUGA
Messenger RNA from Didymodactylos carnosus, 507 nucleotides. Lineage: Eukaryota; Metazoa; Rotifera; Eurotatoria; Philodinida; Philodinidae. The record is from the annotation of a GenBank genome assembly.